UCGUGUCAGUCGGUCACGACACCGAAAAAAAAUUCACUAUUCCGGUCGCUUUUCCUCAUUCAGCCGGCCAUGAUGUUGAAUGCUGUAACGAAAGCUGCCGCUGGGGCCCUUCGGGCCGUCAAACCCGCAUUAUUACAACCCGAAGUCGCUAAAGUUUCUGGAGUCCUCUCCGUAAACAGACGCGAAUAUGCAGCUGCCAAACCAGCGCCAAAACCCGGCACAGUUCAAGGGAGGGUAGUAGCUGUUAUUGGUGCCGUCGUCGACGUGCAGUUCGACGAUGCUUUGCCACCAAUUUUGAACGCCUUGGAGGUCCAGAACCGUACACCCCGUCUGGUACUCGAGGUCGCUCAGCAUCUUGGAGAAAACACCGUUCGUACUAUUGCCAUGGACGGUACUGAGGGUUUGGUUCGUGGACAGCCUGUCAUGGACUCCGGCUUCCCCAUUCGUAUCCCAGUGGGUGCUGAAACUCUAGGUCGUAUCAUCAAUGUCAUUGGAGAGCCCAUUGACGAGCGUGGUCCAGUUAACACCGACAAGUUGGCAGCUAUCCACGCUGAAGCUCCCGAGUUCGUGGACAUGUCCGUCGAGCAAGAGAUCUUGGUCACUGGAAUCAAGGUCGUUGACUUGUUGGCUCCUUAUGCCAAGGGUGGAAAAAUUGGUCUCUUCGGUGGUGCUGGAGUAGGAAAAACCGUAUUAAUUAUGGAGCUGAUCAACAACAUCGCCAAAGCUCACGGAGGUUACUCAGUAUUCGCCGGUGUGGGAGAGCGAACCCGUGAGGGUAACGAUCUGUACCACGAGAUGAUUGAAACCGGAGUAAUUUCUUUAAAAGACAAGACAUCAAAGGUAGCGUUGGUGUACGGUCAGAUGAACGAGCCCCCCGGCGCGCGUGCCCGAGUCGCCUUGACCGGAUUGACCGUCGCCGAGUACUUCCGAGACCAGGAAGGUCAAGACGUGUUGCUCUUCAUCGACAACAUCUUCAGGUUCACCCAGGCCGGUUCUGAAGUAUCUGCCCUGCUGGGUCGUAUCCCCUCCGCCGUAGGAUACCAGCCAACCCUGGCCACUGACAUGGGUACCAUGCAGGAACGUAUUACCACCACCAAGAAGGGUUCCAUCACCUCAGUACAGGCCAUCUACGUACCUGCUGACGAUUUGACUGACCCUGCCCCCGCUACCACCUUCGCUCACUUGGACGCCACCACUGUGUUGUCCCGUGCCAUCGCUGAGCUGGGUAUCUACCCCGCUGUCGACCCCCUCGACUCCACCUCCCGUAUCAUGGACCCCAACAUCAUUGGACCGGAGCACUACAACAUUGCUCGUGGUGUCCAGAAAAUCUUGCAGGACUACAAAUCCCUCCAGGAUAUUAUUGCUAUCUUGGGUAUGGAUGAAUUGUCUGAGGAAGACAAAUUAACUGUCGCACGUGCUCGUAAGAUCCAGAGGUUCUUGUCUCAGCCUUUCCAGGUUGCUGAGGUAUUCACUGGACACCCUGGCAAAUUGGUACCACUUGCCGAAACCAUCAAAGGAUUCCAAAAGAUCUUGGCUGGAGAACUCGAUCACUUCCCCGAGGUCGCAUUCUACAUGGUUGGACCCAUUGAAGAAGUCGCUGCCAAGGCAGAGACGCUCGCCAAGUCAUAA
Cotesia congregata is the source of this 1629-nucleotide messenger RNA. Lineage: Eukaryota; Metazoa; Arthropoda; Insecta; Hymenoptera; Braconidae. The record is from the annotation of a GenBank genome assembly.